UAAGAUAAAUCGUUGACCGUUGAACAUAUGCUUCAUCAUAUUGUAUUUAAUGCGGCCCUGCGUUUGUUGAUGAACGAAUAUAUUGUCGAAAUACAUUACUACAUCUAAACAUGUGCGUGAGAUAUAAGUUCUAAAAUGUAUCAGUAAAAAGUAUAUAAACUUUAUUGUACCGGGAUACUCAAUUGUUUAAUAGUAAAAUGCAUUGGAGCCUUAUACAUUGUGUACUACAAACAUGUUUUAUAACCGUCUCGUGCUGUCACUCGCCUCACCGGCGAGGUGUUUUCCCGUCUAAAUAAAAUAGUGCUAAGCUUAACAAAAGAAUUGAAAACAAUAUGGCGAAACAUGGCACAUCGAACGUGGAAGAAAUGGACAACAUUGACCCGGACUUGUCUAAACAACUCUCCACAAUAUUAGAGGAUGAAGGAAUAACAGAGGAAAUUGUGAUGGCCAGGCGCAUUGCAUUCCUUAUGAUGGAGACAGGUUUAACAACGAUUAGUAAACUUAACAAUCAAUCAAUCGAGCAUUUCUGUUUUGGCAGCCAGUCAGAAGGAGCGACAACGCUUAGACUAAUGUCUGACGUAGACCUUUUACGUCGUAUACCAUGUAUUAAUAUCAUGCGAGGGGAUUCGAAAACAUGGAAAAAAGGAAUGCUGAAUUGUUUGAUGCUUUGUAUUAAGGAUUAUCCACAACACUUUAAUCUGCAGGUUUACAGGAGCGAUAAGCCCAAACCAUUGAAAUCACAAACAUUUGGCAAUGGCAUGCUCUUAAGUUAUGGACCCGUGUUAUUAAGCUCUGAGUUUUUUAGGAAACAUUUCGAAAUGUUAUUACAAUCUUUUAGGGACGAUAAAUCUACCUAUAUCGCUGGACCUUCUGCUAGUUUUAGCGACGAUAUAGACAUUGUGCAAGCACUGUGCACAUCAGGUGACAUUCCUGAACUGCAGAUGUGGCUAGACAGGCCCAGACAGGGUAAUUGGCCGCCUCUUAAAUUGUUUGAGGAAGCGAAACAUUGCGCGUGGUUCCUUGUACCGGUAGGAAAUCCAAGCUCGCACGUAAGAAACACAGAGUGGAGAUUAUCGCCAAAUCUUAUUGAAAGAAAACUCAUGUUCAGUUUAACUAUAACCCAGCUGAAAUGUUAUAUAUUGCUGAAAGAACUCAAGCGCGCAAUUACGAGGGAAAUGAAACAACAGGGAGGCGAGGGAGGCGAACUUACGAGUUUUCACUGCAAAACAGUGUUGUUUUAUACACUAGAAAGAACGCAAGAUCUCCCUCUCCAAGAAAGCAACUUGGCAAUGUUACUAAAACUUUGUCUUCAAACGCUCCAAACAUUUCUUAAAGAUGGUGUAUGCCCUCAUUAUAUCAUUGACCGCGUUAAUCUGUUUGACGGUAAACUAAAUAGUACACAACGUCACGCGAUGCUCAACAAGGUGACGGAGCUCAUAGAUUACAACUUACGCGGGUUCGUAAAAAGUAAACUUGACGACGCAACACCAUUGUCCUCUGACCAACGUCACGCGAUACACGUACUCAACAAGGUGACGGUACUCAUAGAUACAUACUCACAUGGGUUCCCAAAAAGUCAACUUGGCAACGCAACACGAUUGUCCUCUGACCAACGUUUUAUUGCUCAUGUAUGUAUUUGCAGUAAACUCGCAUUUGAAAGGAUACAGUGGUUCCAUAUUAUUAUGCUUUGCUUCCAUGGCUUCAUCAGUAAACCAAUCGAGUUUGUUGGGGAUCAGCUUAACACACUAAUUGACAAAUGUAAAGAAAUAAUAAAUUAUCACAACGCGAAUGCAUUUGAAAUACAAGCAGCUAGGGAAAUAUUGACAACUGCUUUGUCUUUUCGAGGCUCUAUUCAAGCGGCCCCAGCAAUUCAAAGCGGCGUCUCGAUUAACCAAGAUGUCAUGGACAGUUUCAAGGAAUCGGUACAAGUUGGUGAUGUCGCAAAUCAAAUCAAUAAUUUAUCAGAAAUGCUUAGCUAUGGCAAUCUUGCUUCGGAAAUAAAGGAUUGUUCAAUUAACAAACAUGCCAUUGAAACCUUCGAAAAGGCCCUUGAGACGAAUGGAUUCUCAAGUCGACUGAAAUUAGCAUCUGUGAUGUACUGCUCUGGAAACUUGCAGUCGGCAAAAUUUAUUCUUGAAUAUGCAGAACGUCAGUUUUCCCGGUACACUAUGAAGACCUUAUGUCGGUGUUUCAGUUAUUACAAUCGGUACAUAAACCACCGAAAGAUGUUUGAAAAUAAACCUAAUCCUAACAUUGAAAGCAAAAUUGCAUUAUGCAUAAUAUUUCUUUCUAAUGAGGCACCGUGCGUUCCCCCUGUGCUUUUGUAUGAAAUGACCAAAACAAGAUUUGCACCUGAUUACCGAGAAACAAUAAGUACAAAAAUAGAAUUGAAUGGUGAGGCUAGAUUAGAUGCUCGCGUGUUCAUGUAUUACCUGCAAUACCUCACGUACGGAGGUCUCGGCAUUCGGGAAAAACAGAUCGUUGUCUUGACGAAAUUCGAAGACUACAUUUCAACGCAUAUUGAUGAUCGCAUCUUGGAUCUCCACUUUGAUCAUGGUCGUAACCACGAGGUAUCCCAUAUGGCGACUGCAUUGAACCUGCUCGGCCACUGCUGGGAGAUGGAAGGGGAUCUGAACAAAGCAGGCAGUAAAUACAAGCUAUCCCGAGAUAGCAAGCCAAAACACAAUCCGGCCGACUGGCACAUUGGGAGACUUUCGUGCUAUUCACCAGAUCAAUAGAUAUAGUUGCAACGGGUUUUAAUUUAUAUGCAAUGACACUCGGCUCACGAACUGCUGGAAACGUUGAAUAGGACGUACUUGAAACAUAAUUUCAAAUUUAAAUAAUAUUUAUUUAUAUUUGUAAAAUAUUUAAUAUUUUUGGAUUUAAUAUAUAUAGGAGCAAUCGAACUUCAAGCACACUUGUAUGAUUUACUAUUAUAAGAAAGCACUCAAUAUAUCGUUUGUGCAAACAUUAUUUUUAGAUAUUUGUUCUCAUUUUCAAUCUAGCAUUAUUAUAACAGCUCGUAUAGAAAGUAUUGGACAAGGACAUCAACUUGACAAAAUGUUCAAUUGUUUCACACUUGGACUCAAUGAAAACUAUAUAUAUAUAUAUAUUACUUUUGCGUUUUUACUUGCACUUUUUUGCACACACGUUCUCUUUUUGAACAGCUCUUAUAGGAAGUGAUGGGCAGAAGCAACAUCCUGAAAUACAAUAUUUAAUAUCGUUAUGUCUUGUGUACAAUUUGUUCACCCCCGGACUUCAUAGAAAUAAAAUUUAAAUCAACAUUUGUAACGGGUUGUUGCUGAACAACCUUAAACACCAGCAGAUCAUACGUUGAAAUAGCAAUUGGGUAUUUAACAACUCUUAACCAUGCGCAUCAAUUAAGAUAACUACAAUUUUAAUUUGUAUUUAUAAUUUCCGUAUUGUUGCAUAAUGUUAUGAUUUAAUCAUACCCUUUUUUAUAAACAAAGUGUUUUUACGGUAGAUGUUUUGUAACCAAAAUGUGUCCACACAUGUAGAUAUAAAUGUAUGGACGCAUUCAGAUUAGUUCGGUCCAUACUUGUUCCGUUUUUAAACAAUCUUCAUCUUUGGGGAUAGAUGCUUCGUACAGAAAUAAAAUAAACUGAUAAAAAAUACAUAUUUUACUUAAAACUAAUAUUUCUACAGGUUCUAUAAAAAGUAUAGACUUUAAAACAAUAGUCUAUAUAUCCUUAUUUAGGUAUGAAAACUCACAGACUAAACUAAUAGUUUAAUGGUGUUAUAAUUGACGGUUUGAUUUAGUUUAUAUUAAUUGAUACAAAAGUUUAAAUACAAUAUGCGUGUCAACUUAUUGAUUAUACAGACGUGUACUUGCAUAAAUUCAUUUGACAAUAAUCUAUAUGGUCCAUCUAAGGAUUUAUGAUUUAUAUAGUAUAUGUAUUAGUAUAUACAACGGAUUAUUAAAUAAACGUGUUUGUAGUAUUUUUAUGCAGUUUUAAAAUUGUGAACUGUAGUUUGAUUGUAUAUAUUUAUAAAAUGGUAAAUGUAAUCUUUUUACCUACUCAAUUGUAGCAUGGUAUAUGUUUUUUAACAUAAAUUUGAUUUGGCUAAGAUGACACAUAGUUAAACUGUUCUAACGAAAUGUUGUUGUUUUUUUCCUUUUUUUCUUAUUUAUUUUCCAUGUUUGACAUUUACCUUGGCAGAACUAAUAUUUGCAUACAUAAACGCAUGGGUAAUAUAACAUAAAAAUCCCAAAUAAUUCAGAAUUAUUGUGAUUUGUUGAACAUAAUUUGUUUGUAAUAUUAUACAGUGCAGUCAAUCAUAUAAGUUGAUACACAUACAAUAUAUGUUGUCACAGUUACACAACCCCCCCCCCCCCACACACACACACACAAACACCUCACCCAUGCAUGCAAGCAUCUGCGCGCAGGUUCACAAUACACAUUAUUGUGUUCAAACGGCCUAUGAAAAAGUAACAUAAUAUUUUCAAGCAUAAUACAAGCGCUCUUAAUUCUUUAUUUGGUUUUACCUUUUGUAGACGUUUUAAACAUAAAAAUACUAGUGUCGAGAGCAAUUGCACAUAUGUAUUUAAAGAGGUUAUCUAAAUAAUAUUGGUUGAAACGUAUCUAAUGAUGUGGAUCAAUUUUUGAAAAUGUUUAUCAUGCUUGUUUUUAAUAAGGGCAAUUUCUGCUUCCGUCUGUAUUUUUAUUGUAAAACCCAUUUAUGUCUAGCGUCUAGAAAAAAAGGCCUUUGUAAACAGCAUGAUGCGGCGUCUCAUCUGGAUCUACGCUGUUUAAAGGAAUUUCUGUAAGAAAUAUUCUAAAUAUAGAAAUAAAUAUACUAGACAUCCCUAAUUUUGGAAAUAAAUUGAUCCCAUUUAGAAGGAUGGGAGAGUCUACCAGGUAUAAAUAGGUUAAGAUAAUUAAAAACAGAGUUGACGUUUGAGAUGCAUUUCAUGUAAAAUAUGAAUGUUUAUAUUUAAAUUUAUACAAAAUUCAAAACAUCGCUGUAUACAUUUUUGUCGAUAAUACCAAUAAAAGGUUAUUUAUUUGUUGGAUUUUAUUUCAAUACUCACAUCUUUAAGAAAGUUUUGCAGGUUCGUCUAUAAUUCUUGAAAGUAAGCCCAUUCCGAAAAUAAGUGGUCAAUUGUUUCAAUAUUUGAUUGGCAAAAAUCGCAAAAACUACACUCUUUCAUUCCGCAUUUUGUUUAAAAUUUAUGUGUACGAACUGUUCACUUAAAUGGAAUUGUAUAUAAUUAUUAUUCUCAGUCGGUAAUUUCGUUUAGAUUCAAUGUUUUUUUUUCUAUUUCAUUUCAGUACUGUUGUCAUUUUUAUUUUGUGAUUCUUGUUGUAUACUAUAAAGUCUUUUGUUUCUUUGUUUGAUAUUCUCUAUUACAUCACAAUUGUUUUUUCGGGAACUAUUAAUAUAUAAAUGCGUAUGCAAUAUUAUUUUUAAUUCGUGUGGAGUCGCGGAUAAAAGUGAAUAAUAAUUUAAAAAAAUAAGUGGUUGUAUUUUAUAUAAGAAUUGCAUUUCACUAAACAUAUAAUAUGCAUUUCUUUGAUAAUUGUUCAACUGUCCUAUAUUUUUUAUACGUUUGUUGUACAAGUUCACUAGAAAAACAUAUUUAUUAUUGAUGUUUAUAUUUUUGUUGUUCCGUAUAACAUAAUAACUAUAGGAAUACUUCUUUGUGAACUAAUAGGUUUUUUAUGUUUUGCUUUGCGACAAGCAGAGCUUUCAUUAAUAAAUGUUCUUUACUAAACGAACAGAGAUAUAGAACCAACAAGACAAAAAUACAAAAUUAUAUACACCUUUUCCGCAUAUUUGCGUUUUGUCCGAUAUCCCCCCUUUUUGCCUCUGCUCGUAUUAUUAUUAAUCGGGAUCUUUGUUAUAUUUAAUUAUUAAGCACAACUAAUUCCUUAAAAUGUAUUGGUACUUGAUUUAUUUCAACACAACACAACAUUUUUUUAUUUUCAUUGUGUCACGUGACUUGCUAUUACUGUUUAUGUACAUAUCUGUAUGUUCACAUGGGCCUAUGGCCUACUGAUUCUGAAAUAAAAUCUUCUUCUUCUUUA
Molecule: messenger RNA, 6050 nt
Organism: Dreissena polymorpha
Lineage: Eukaryota; Metazoa; Mollusca; Bivalvia; Myida; Dreissenidae
Exons: 2
Coding region: 333-2738 (801 amino acids)
Source: RefSeq, a predicted model, not a curated record